This is a messenger RNA of Mesocricetus auratus (golden hamster), 3349 nucleotides long. It is a transcript of the gene Muc1, whose product is annotated as mucin 1, cell surface associated. The transcript is spliced from 7 exons. The coding region runs from base 1031 to 3079 and encodes 682 amino acids. The record is from RefSeq and is a predicted model, not a curated record. Gene Ontology annotation, cellular component: apical plasma membrane. NCBI's taxonomy places the organism in Eukaryota, Metazoa, Chordata, Mammalia, Rodentia, Cricetidae.
CCCCCACCCAGACACUAUCCCCAGAAGUCUGAGUAACCCAAACACUGAUCCUUGCUCCUCCACCGCACUGUGCAUUCCUUCCUAUCUGUCCUAGGCAUUGAUUCUUUUCGUCAAGGCCCAACCAACUUCCUUAAGAUCUCUGUCUCAACGUUGGUAUGCUGCCAAAACUUCCCACAGGGUCUCAACUCCUGCCACUCGGCCGGUGCGGGUCGGCCGCGCGACGCUCCCUGUGACCACUAGAGGGCAGGCGUUCCCGGCCAGAAGGACCGGCCAGCCUGCCACUCAAGGUGGAGAGUUGGGUGGGAAGGACCUUAGGCUUCGGUAGAGUCCCAGUUUCGUCCUUUUUAAGUGGAAAUUUCCCCCCCACCGCCUUUCUCGGGAGCAAGCCAAAGAGGGACCCAGGCUACUGGAAAGCCUGGCUGGGGCGGAGACUGUGGUUUUCAGAGUACAGGGAGCGGUUAGCAGGGUGGAGCUAUUCCGGGAAGUGGUGGGGGGAGGGAGCCUAAAACUAGCGACCUGUCCGCUAUUAUCCAACCCCCUUGUGUCCUCUCAACCUAUGGAAAGCCAUUUUCAAGUAUCCGCAGAGAGAAUAGGAAACGGGAUUGGGGGACCUAGGCAUAGGUUUCCCUGGCUAGUUGUCCAGGGCCUUUCUGUGCUCCGUUUUCUCAUCUUGACCAUUGCUCAGGGGCUAAAACCAGAGCCAGGGGCCCCUGCCCCAGCUUUCCUCCACAUACACACCUGGGGGACUCAAGGAGAGGUUGGUAAAAAGGAGAAGCCAAUUGGAGAAUAAACAAGUAGUCAUAAGAUUGAGUGAUUGGAGCCUAAGUACCCUACCCAGGAAUGGUUGGGGAGGAGGAGGAAAAGACAGGGGAGGGGGCGGAGUUUUGUCACCUGUCACCUGCUCUGGCUGUGCCUAGGGCGGGAGGGGGACUGGUAUAAAGCAGCAGGCGCCAGAGCUGCUCCACCGCACACAGCCACAGCACCUGCCUUGAGUCUGUCUCGGCCCCCUUCCCGCCUGCUCACCACCAUCAUGACCCCAGGCAUCCGGGCUCCUUUCCUCCUGACGCUACUUCUAGCGCUUGUAACAGGCCUUCUUGCCCUUCCAGAUCCAAACAGUGUCGCCUUAUCUCAGGACACCAGCAGUUCCUCAACCUUGAACACCACCCCUGUCCACAGUGGUUCCUCGGCUCCAGCCACCAGCUCUGCAGUGGACUCGGCCACCACUCCAGGCCACAGUGGUUCCUCGGCCCCACCCACAAGCUCUGCAGUGAAUUCGGCCACCACUCCAGGCCACAGUGGUUCCUCAGCCCCACCCACCAGCUCUGCAGUGAAUUCGGCCACCACCCCCGUCCACAGUGGUUCCUCAGCCCCAGUCACCAGCUCUGCAGUGAAUUCGGCCACCACUCCUGUCCACAGUGGUUCCUCAGCCCCACCCACCAGCUCUGCAGUGAAUUCGGCCACCACUCCUGUCCACAGUGGUUCCUCGGCCCCAGUCACCAGCUCUGCAGUGAAUUCGGCCACCACCCCCGUCCACAGUGGUUCCUCAGCCCCAGUCACCAGCUCUGCAGUGGACUCGGCCACCACUCCUGUCCACAGUGGUUCCUCAGCCCCACCCACCAGCUCUGCAGUGAAUUCGGCCACCACUCCUGUCCACAGUGGUUCCUCGGCCCCAGUCACCAGCUCUGCAGUGAAUUCGGCCACCACCCCCGUCCACAGUGGUUCCUCAGCCCCAGUCACCAGCUCUGCAGUGAAUUCGGCCACCACUCCUGUCCACAGUGGUUCCUCGGCCCCACCCACCAGCUCAGUAGUGAAUUCGGCCACCACCCCCGUCCACAGUGGUUCCUCGGCCCCACCCACAAGCUCUGCAGUGAAUUUGGCCACCACCCCCGUCCACAGUGGUUCCUCGACUCCAGCCACCAACUCUACAACAGACUCAGCCACCACUCCAGUCCCCCCUGGUUCCUCCAUGCAAACCACCGAGGCUAUAUCAGGCUCAGCUAACACUCCAAUCCACAAUGGCUCCUUGGUGCCAACUACCAGCUCUGCACUGGUCCCCACUACCAGUGCAGCCCACAGUGGUGCCUCAGCUAUGACUAAUAGCUCUGAAUCAGACUUGGCUACCACUCCAAUUGACAGUGGCACCUCUAUCUCUACUACCAAGGCCCCUGCCACCACCCCAGUCCACAAUGGCUCCUUGGUGCCAACUACCAGCUCUGUGUUGGGCUCAGCCACCACUCUGAUCCAUAAUGACACCUCUACAAUGGCUACUACAACUCCAGUUGGCAAUGGUACCCAAUCUUCAGUCCCAAGCCGGCACCCUGUGACUCCCACCCCUCCUGCCGUCUCCAGCAACAGCACCAUUGCCCUAAGCACUUACUAUAGCACGGCCCUCUCCCCUGCCUUCUCCAGCCAUGCUGCACCGCAGGUGUCUGUUGGAGUCUCUUUCUUCUUGUUGUCUUUUCACAUUUGGAACCACCAGUUUAAUUCUUCCCUGGAAGAUCCCAGCUCCAACUACUAUCAAGAACUGAAGAGGAACGUCUCUGGAUUGUUUCUGCAGGUUUUUAGCCGAGCUUUCCUGGGGAUCUCUACCAUCGAGUUCAGGUCAGGUUCCGUGGUCGUAGACUCGACUGUGAUUUUCCGGGAGGGUGCUGUCAAUGCCUCUGAGGUGAAGUCACAGCUUUUACAGCAUGAGCAGGAGGCAGAAGAGUAUAAUCUGGCCAUUUCAAAAAUCAACGUGGGUGAGAUGCAGUUUCCUUCCUCUGCCCAGUCUUGGCCUGGGGUACCAGGCUGGGGCAUUGCCCUGUUGGUGCUGGUCUGUAUUUUGGUUGCUUUGGCCAUCGUCUAUCUCAUUGCAUUGGCGGUGUGUCAGUGCCGCCGGAAGAACUAUGGGCAGCUGGACAUCUUCCCCAUCCAGGACUCCUACCAUCCUAUGAGUGAAUACCCCACCUACCACACUCAUGGACGCUAUGUGCCCCCUGGCAGUACCAAACGUAGCCCCUACGAGGAGGUCUCGGCAGGCAAUGGCAGCAGCCUCUCUUACACCAACCCAGUAGUGGCAACCACUUCGGCCAACUUGUAGGGCAAGCCACCCGCGCAGGGCAGCUGUGUAGUCUGCCCUCAGUCUUCACUGCCAGCCCCCCCCCCCCUGCACUCUGAUCUGGGCUGGUGAGCCAGAGUUCUGAUAGGCUGUUCCCAGCCUUCCUGACACGCGCCUGGUGAAGCCCAGCCCUGCCCUGGGGGACACCCUGGGGCAGGGGUUCAGUGGUGACUCUCAGGAGGACUGACCUAGAAAGGCUGGGGACGGAGAUGGGAACCCAAGCCUGGCUGAAUAAAAGCUGGCCUCCUGUUA